Molecule: messenger RNA, 5791 nt
Organism: Callorhinchus milii (elephant shark)
Lineage: Eukaryota; Metazoa; Chordata; Chondrichthyes; Chimaeriformes; Callorhinchidae
Product: sodium bicarbonate cotransporter 3
Exons: 26
Coding region: 81-3815 (1244 amino acids)
Biological process (GO): bicarbonate transport; transmembrane transport; regulation of intracellular pH
Cellular component (GO): basolateral plasma membrane; apical plasma membrane; plasma membrane
Molecular function (GO): monoatomic anion transmembrane transporter activity; sodium:bicarbonate symporter activity; solute:inorganic anion antiporter activity
Source: RefSeq, a predicted model, not a curated record
CGGGGCUGUCAGUCAGAGCGACGGAGAGCUGGUGCGUGGAGAGUGACGAGAAGCUGGUGACUGGAGGAGCAGAGAGGAGAAUGGAACAGAACCGUCAGCACGAGCAGCUGAGACCCCUCCUGAGCCUGCGUCAUGAUGAAGAAGCUAUUGUGGACUUGGGUAAAACGAGUACAGUUGUCAAUACAAACUUUGAAACUGAGGAGCUAGAAAGCCACAGGGCUGUGUAUAUUGGGGUACAUGUACCGCUUGGUAGACAGAGCCGAAGACGCCACAGACACCGUGGACAUAAACAUCAUCAUCGAAAAAAAGGAAAAGAUAAGGAAAGUGAUAAAGAUGAUGGUCGAGAAUCUCCAUUAUAUGAUACCCCAUCUCAGCGUGUCCAGUUUAUCCUGGGAAUAGAAGAUGAUGAUGAGGAACACGUGCCCCAUGAUCUCUUCACAGAACUGGAUGAAAUUUGCUUCCGUGAUGGGGAAGACUGUGAGUGGAAAGAAACAGCCAGAUGGCUGAAGUUUGAGGAGGAUGUGGAAGAUGGAGGAGAGCGAUGGAGUAAACCUUAUGUGGCUACUCUCUCUUUACAUAGUCUGUUUGAGUUGAGAAGCUGCAUAUUAAAUGGAACAGUCAUGUUAGACAUGAGAGCGAGCACCAUAGAGGAAAUAGCAGAUAUGGUGCUGGACAACAUGAUAGCAUCUGGACACCUGAAUGAGACCAUGCGAGACAAAGUGCGGGAAGCACUUCUAAAAAAGCAUCACCACCAGAGUGAGAAGAAACUGAGCAACCGCAUCCCUAUAGUUCGCUCCUUUGCAGAUAUAGGCAAGAAACAUUCUGACCCUCACUUGCUUGAGCGAAACGGGGAAGGCCUUUCUGCCUCCCGUCUUUCACUCCGAGCUGGCCUUUCUGCUUCAAGUCUUUCCUUAAGAGGACCUUCUCGUAUUUCUGUUGCAUUUGGUUCAUUUCUACCUGGUACCAAGGGUGGAUCCCCAGCAGGUUCAAGGUGUGCAACUCCCAUGCUCACCCCUCAAAAUACACCACCCUCCACUCCAGUACUCGAGCAUCGCUCUCAGGGUCAAAGCCAAGUACUGGUGUCUUGUGCCGGUGACGAUAUUCCUGAUGUGAUAGUUCACCCCCCCGAAGAAGAUUUAGAGGUACAGGAAGGACAGGUGAAAGUACAUGAAGAAUGUGAACAGAGAGCAGGACUUCUAGCAUCUCCUCAUUCUGCGCCAGGAAUCUUGGAAGCUAAGUGUGUGGAAAGUAAAACAACUGGUCAUAGCGCAAGCAGAGAAAAUAGCACAGUAGACUUCAGCAAGGUGGACAUGAACUUUAUGAGGAAGAUUCCACCAGGUGCUGAGGCAUCCAAUGUCCUGGUGGGAGAGGUGGAUUUCCUUGAGAGAUCAAUCAUAGCCUUUAUUCGACUGUCUCCUGCCAUUCUUCUCACAGGACUCACAGAAGUCCCUAUUCCAACAAGGUUUUUGUUUCUGAUGUUGGGUCCAUCUGGAAAAGCACAGCAGUAUCACGAGAUUGGUAGAUCGAUAGCUACUCUAAUGACAGAUGAGGUUUUUCACGAUGUUGCUUACAGAGCAAAGGAUCGUACAGACCUACUGGCAGGAAUUGAUGAAUUUUUAGAUCAAGUUACUGUUCUCCCACCAGGCGAAUGGGACCCUUCCAUACGAAUUGAACCACCAAAAUGUGUUCCUUCUCAGGAAAAAAGAAAGCUUCCUCCUCUUCCAAAUGGUUCACCGCUUAUUAAUGAGAUGCAGAAACAUGUGGAGGAUCACACCGGGCCAGAACUUACACGUACUGGAAGGUUCUUUGGUGGCUUAAUACUUGAUGUCAAACGGAAAUUGCCAUUUUACUUGAGUGACUACAAGGAUGCAUUUAGCCUGCAGUGCCUAGCUUCCAUUCUUUUCCUUUAUUGUGCCUGCAUGUCUCCUGUCAUCACAUUUGGAGGGUUACUAGGAGAAGCUACAGAUAAUAAAAUAAGUGCAAUAGAAUCUCUCCUUGGAGCCUCAAUGACAGGAAUUGCCUAUUCAUUAUUUGCUGGACAGCCACUUACAAUAUUGGGAAGCACAGGACCCGUUCUGGUUUUUGAAAAAAUAUUGUUCAAAUUCUGCAAGCAGUAUGGUCUUUCGUAUCUCUCACUUCGUGGCAGCAUUGGAUUGUGGACUGCAUUCCUCUGCAUCGUAUUGGUUGCUACUGAUUCAAGUAGUCUGGUUUGCUACAUAACCCGCUUUACAGAAGAAGCCUUUGCUGCUCUUAUUUGUAUUAUAUUCAUUUAUGAAGCAUUGGAAAAGCUGCUAGACCUGGGAGAGAAAUAUCCAAUUAAUAUGCAUGAUGAUCUGGAGAAGCUAACCCAAUACUCGUGCGUCUGUGCUGAACCAACUUAUCCUGUAAAUCAGACUGUGGAUUUCUCAAUUCAAAAUAAUAUAACAGCAUGGGGGAAUCUCACUGCAAAAGAAUGCCAAGACAAUGGUGGGACUUUUGUCGGAUUAGCCUGCGGGAAACACGGUCCUUAUGUUCCUGAUGUUCUCUUUUGGUCGAUAAUUUUAUUUUUCUCAACAUUUUUUCUUUCCUCCUUCCUGAAACAAUUCAAAACCAAACGGUAUUUUCCAACAAAGGUCAGAGCUCUCAUCAGUGAUUUUGCUGUGUUUCUUACCAUACUUAUUAUGGUACUGAUUGAUUUCCUUGUUGGAAUUCCUUCUCCUAAACUUCAAGUACCUGAUCAGUUCGAGCCUACCCAAAAGGACCGCGGUUGGCUCAUAGACCCACUUGGAGAUAACCCUUGGUGGACAAUGCUUGCUGCUUGUGUACCUGCCUUGCUUUGCACUAUCCUUAUUUUCAUGGAUCAACAGAUCACAGCAGUUAUAAUUAACAGGAAAGAACACAAACUGAAGAAAGGGUGUGGUUAUCACCUUGAUCUGAUGAUCGUGGCAGUCAUGUUGGGGAUCUGUUCAAUUAUGGGUCUUCCCUGGUUUGUGGCUGCUACUGUCCUCUCCAUCAGCCAUGUCAACAGUCUGAAAUUGGAAUCAGAGUGUUCUGCACCAGGAGAACAGCCGAAGUUCCUUGGUAUUCGAGAGCAAAGAGUCACCGGCUUAAUGAUAUUCAUCUUGAUGGGAUUGUCCGUCUUCAUGACUUCUGCUCUAAAGUUUAUCCCAAUGCCAGUUCUGUACGGUGUCUUUCUCUACAUGGGUGUUUCUUCGUUGAAGGGCAUUCAGUUUUUUGACCGUAUAAAGUUGUUUGGGAUGCCUGCUAAACACCAACCUGACUUAAUCUACCUGCGCUAUGUACCACUAUGGAAGGUGCAUAUCUUCACAAUAAUUCAGCUCACUUGCCUUGUCGUCCUCUGGGUUAUUAAAACUACAUCUGCUGCAGUUGUCUUUCCUAUGUUGGUUCUUGCUUUGGUGUUUGUCCGUAAACUCAUGGAUUUCUGCUUCACAAAGCGAGAACUUAGUUGGUUGGACGAUUUAAUGCCUGAAAGUAAGAAAAAGAAAUUAGAGGAUGAGCAGAAGAAGAAAAAAGAAACUGAGGAAGCUCAAAGGAUGCUUGAAGUAGCACAAAGUGGGACAGUACAGCUGCCUUUAGAAGGUGGCAAUAUUCUGAAGAUUCCAGUAAAAAGUAUUAAAUACAGCCCAGAUGAUCCUUCAGUUGUAAACAUAUCCGAUGAAAUGGCCAAAACUGCUGUGUGGAAGGCUCUUGCAAUGAAUGCCGACAAUGCCAAAGUUGUGAAAGUUAAUCAGAGCCCUGAAAACCCAGUGGAUAUCAAAAUUUGUGUUGAAGAGGUGCCCUCAAGAAAUGUCCUUGAUGCUGAAACAUCUGUAUAAAUGUAUUGUAUUCUUCUCAGCCAGUAAGACUUUCCUUUACAAAGCCACUACUUGAGCCAGAACCGAGCCGUUGCAUCCUUUUCAGGAAAUGGAAACGUGUUUCUGGACCUGAUCGGUGUCUCAAUUGGAUUGAGAAUUUUCUGACCACAGUUUCGCCCCUGUACUAUUGUUAUGUUGCUUGCACUUCUGGCUACAGUUUCAUCUUUAAAAAUGUCUAAGCUCCUUAAAUUUUAUAAUAUUGGUUUAUGGGUAUGAGGAAGUAAGGAGCAAUAGACCGGUACAAAGAAGUGCAUCUACACUUUCUUUUUGUUUGGUAUUGCUGCAGUCAAAUGAUAAAUGAGGAAUCGUUUUAAAAAGUAGAAAAUGGGUCACAAUGGAAAGUGGUACAGUCUCACAAAAUUGUAUAGAUUGCAUAAAUAUACUCCAGCAAUUUUCUCCGUAGUCCUGUGACUACUGUUAUGAGUAGUAACCAUUUUAACCAAAUUUACUUUCGUGUAUCAUUGGCCAGUGGUGCUAAGGCAUUACAAAGGUAUCUUUGAAGUAGGAUACAGUAACAAGUGGUUUGAUAGGAUUGAACAAAAGAACAUGUGUUUAAAUGGUCUGCCGUUCAUGAGAUGUGUAGUUCUUAGUUAUACUGGCAUGGUUCUAGAUUUUGUACUGUUGAAAUUAUUUUUUACCAAUGAUUUGUCAGUAUUAUAAUACUGAUUUGUGAUUCUACAUCUGAAAUGUUUACAUUUGAUUUUAGUCAGUCUAAUAUACUGCGAAUGCUUCCGGCGGCAUUGCUGUUUGUUACAUGUUUUUAUUUAUUUCUAUUUUGAGUAAUUGUCAAAUGAUUCAAAAUUGCCAUUCUGUAUGGAAUACAAAGAAAAAUUGGUUGAUUUUAUAACACUGUAGUUUUUUGUCUUUGUAUUUUAGAUAUCUAGAUUAAACACUUUCAAUGAGCAGGAUUGUAGUUAUAGUUAGAGCCAUCUCAGGAAACCGUAGCCUUCCUCCGUGUCCAUGUUGCCAUGCUUUUACACGCUUUGUGGAAUCAUUUUCACAUUGUUUUGUCUUCCAGAAUAGAUGAAGGUUUUUUUAAAAAAUAUAUUUUUAAGAUUUAUUUUAGGCAUUUUUUAGAAGUGAAAGAAAAUGAAUUUGCUUUUAAUUGGAAAUGCAAUACCGAUGCAAUGGAAAUGAUGACAUGCAAACACAGAAAAAUAACUGCCAAGCAGAUAGCCAGCACUGAAGAACAUACAGGAAGGAACAUUUUGUGUAUUAAUUGGUUUGGAUCACAUUGCUCUUCUGUGUAUAGAAAUUCCACCAAUGCUUAAAAGUAAACAUUUUCUGUUUCUUUUAUUAAAUGCAAAAAUUCUAAUCACUGUAACUGAAUAAUUUUGAGUUUGCAUAAUAUAACGAUGGAUGUGAAUUAUAGAAACUUAUUUUAAUUGAGUGUCAUUUGAUGAAUUGAAGAUUUCUAUUUAAUUUUCUAGGUUAUACUAUGAAUAAUUAGUGUUGUGUUGAUACUGUUGACUGUUAGAUACUAAAUACAGUAUGAGAUUUUAACAGCUUGAAAAACUGGUUGCUGACAGAGACAGUUGAAUCCCAUUUGUUCAUUUUUUAAAAAAAUCUGCACAGUUGAUGGUAAUGUUGUGUCUUCCUGCAUUCUGCAUAAUUAAUCACAGAACAAAUAGAUUCCUUAGUAUUCAUCUUUCAUAAAAUUGUCUUUCAGAUAAUUAUGGUUCACAUUUUUAUGACUGAAUUUGUAAGUACAACAGUGACUUCACUUAUUUUUGUAAUGAUACCCAAAGCGAGGUAAAAUGUAAAAAAGUUACAGUAAUUCAUGGUUUUAGUUAAACAAGGAUGUAUCUAUGUCCCAAGUUUUGUUUCUUAGUUAUGGACAGUGUCCUGCCUUCAGCUGUUGGAUAUUAGAGGAAAAUACUAUUUUUUGUAAUGUCCUAUCUGUUAACAAAGCAAUAAAGUCUCUUAUUGUGUUAUGU